This is a messenger RNA of Coregonus clupeaformis (lake whitefish), 2495 nucleotides long. Its product is annotated as bifunctional polynucleotide phosphatase/kinase. The transcript has 18 exons. The coding region runs from base 316 to 2106 and encodes 596 amino acids. Gene Ontology annotation, biological process: DNA repair. Gene Ontology annotation, cellular component: nucleus. Gene Ontology annotation, molecular function: protein binding; double-stranded DNA binding; ATP-dependent polydeoxyribonucleotide 5'-hydroxyl-kinase activity. NCBI's taxonomy places the organism in Eukaryota, Metazoa, Chordata, Actinopteri, Salmoniformes, Salmonidae. The record is from RefSeq and is a predicted model, not a curated record.
CAUUGUCGUCGACCGAAACACGUUUCCUUGCAAUCAGCUGGAAGUGCUUGCAUCUUACUGUAAAAUAGAAGUCUUACUGCAAAUUAAAAGUCGGCAACUUUCGGUCUGUAGUUCGUUUAGCCAUUGUUUACAAAUUGUACAAGUGUUUACAUCGGGUGCGAAUUGCAUCAGUAAUUGAAACUACAAACUGAAAAUACAAACCGACAGAACCAUAUAGACCAUCGUACUGAAAGUCGAGUUAAUAACAUUUCCCUGUGGGUAUUUUGUCUCAGAUUACCUCCGACAUAAGCACAAAAUCAGCGGACACCAGGUAAAAUGCAGCAGUGCACAGUAGUCAGUGCAUCCGGCGAUCGUGUCCCACUAGCGGAUGGCCGAGCCGUGAUCCUAGGUCGUGGUCCAGAGACUGGAGUUGUUGACAAGAAGUGCUCCCGACACCAGGUGAAGCUGGUGGCCUGUUAUGCAGACAAGGAGGUACUUGUAACACAGCUUGGUCCAAACCCCUCUUCCUUGGGCAGUGAGAGUCUUGGUAGAGGCCAGUCUGGCAGACUGACCCAUGACAGCACCCUCUACCUGGUCAACCAGAGCCACCCCUUCAGAGUGCAGUUCUCUGCUUCCAACAAAACCUCCUCAUCCUCUGCCCAGAAGGGGAAGGCUGUAGAAAGGUUGAAAGCGCCGGAUAAGACAAAAGGCGGAAAGAAUGACAGAGGGAGGGAGAUUCAGAGCACAGGUCCCAAACGCAGCAUCAAAUAUUUUUUUGCUUCCUCUCCCAAGAAGGCAUCCAAGAGGCCGCACAGUUCUGAGGAGGAACCGCAGGAGAAGUGUCAGAGGACUGCGGGCUCAGACAGUGAGGACGAGGAUGAAAAGCUUGCUGAGGAGAAGCUCCGACAGCUCCAGGAGAUGUCAGAGAGGGCUUCAGGGGCUAGCAGAGACAGUGUCCAGCAGCAGGCCUCAGCUUGUUCUCAAAGCAACUGGCAGGAGAUUGGAAACCUCAUGCUCUACACUGCUGCUGGCGUCACUGGAAGCACCAAGAUUGCUGGAUUCGACAUUGACGGCUGUAUCAUCACCACCAAUUCUGGCAAAGUGUUUCCCACCAGCCCAGAUGACUGGAGGAUUCUCUUUCCUGAGAUCCAACCCAGACUGGCCAGCUUAUUAAAGAAAGGCUACAAGGUUGUGUUCUUCACCAAUCAGAUGGGUAUCUCUAGGGGGAAACUGAAACCUGAGGAUUUCAGGUCUAAAGUGGAGAACAUUCUGAAGAAAUUACAGCUCCCCGUACAGGUCUUUGUGGCGUCUGGUCCUGGGAUCUACAGGAAGCCAGUGAUGGGGAUGUGGGAGCACCUGUGUGAGAAGGCAAAUGGCGGUGUGGCUGUAGACAAGAGCCAGAGUCUCUAUGUGGGAGAUGCAGCGGGACGCCCUGUUAACUGGGCUCCUGGCAAGAAGAAGAAGGACUUCUCCUGCAGUGACCGACUGUUUGCUCUGAACCUUGGCCUGCAGUUCCAAACUCCAGAGGAGUUCUUCCUGGGCUGGAAGAGCGCCCCCUUCAGUCUUCCUCCAUUUGACCCUAGGAAAUGUGACUCCAACGCCCGUCUGUAUGACCCGCCCAGUGCCUCCCUCACCUCCACCAAGCAGGAAGUCAUCAUUGCUGUGGGUUUCCCUGCUUCCGGGAAAUCAACCUUUUUCCACACACACAUCGUCCCCAAAGGUUACGUGUACGUGAACAGGGACACCCUGGGCUCGUGGCAGAGCUGUGUAUCGGCCUGUGAGCGGGCUCUGAAGGAGGGCCGCAGCGUUGUGGUGGAUAACACCAACCCAGACCCUGAGUCUCGCAAACGGUAUAUUGAUGUCAGCCAGAGUUUGGGGGUGUCCUGUCGCUGCUUCAACUUCUCUGCCUCCCUAGAGCAGGCCAAGCACAACAACAGAUUCCGUGAGAUGGCCCCCUCCACCACUAAGCACCUCAAAGUCAAUGACAUGAUCUUCCACAGUUACAAGAAGAAGUUUGUGGUGCCCAGUCUCUCGGAAGGCUUUUCAGAAAUCCUGCAAGUUCAUUUUGUCCCAACCUUUACAGACAGCCAAUCAGAGGCUCUCUUCAGGCAGUUCUCUGAAGGCUGAUUGGGUGGCUGGCAUUCUAACAGUAUUCUAACCUAAGAUUUGUCAGAUUGUUAUUGGUGCAGAGUCAUUUCAGGAAAAUAAUCUAGCAGUCGUACCAGUCCAACAUUUUUCUAUGCUGUGGCUGUAUGUAGACAAACUAUUUAGUUACCUGCUGCUAAUCAACAAAUCAUUGCUAUUGCACUACAUACAUUUGAAGGUACAGAUGUAUUAAAUGUAACCACAGCAGACAGAACACAUCAGUAUUUUUCUUUGAUUGGCUUGAGUUUCAUAUUUUCAUAUCAUGUUUUCUUGUCAGAUAUACAGUACUUGUUUCCAGAAAGCCAAAAAAGUAAAAAACCAUUAGCAAUGUUUUAUUAAUUUUAUAUUUUAAUAAAUUGUUAUUAAUUUGA